UCAGAGUAGGGAGAGAAGCCCAUCCUGGGGUUCUCAUUGGCAUAUGCAUUCACGUCACCUGGGCAGGGCUCAAAAUACCAGCCAUUCCCUAGAGACUCUCUCUGGCUCUCUGUCCAUAUAGACAGCUCCAGGACCUGGGGGAAUCCAGUAGCUUCCAACCACGUGCAGUGAGCACAAUGGUGCCUGUCCUGCUGCCCCUGCUGCUCUUUCUGAGUCCUGCAGUCACCCAGGAGACCCAAGAUGGGCCUUACUCUCUGACCUUCUACUCCACUGCGGUGUCCAGGUCUACUGAGGCCUCUCCCAGCUUUCAGGCCACUGGCUACCUCAAUGACCAGGCCUUCUUCCACUACGAUAGUGAAAGUGGGAAGGCUGAGCCCCUGGGCCCGUGGAAACAGGUGAAAGGGAUGGAGGACUGGGAGGAGGAGAGUAAACGUCAGAAGGCCAGGGGGGACUUCAUCCUGAAGAACCUGGAAGACAUCAUGAGCUACUACAAGGACAAAGGGAAUCACACCACACGGGAAAAGUUUAGUUGUGUGCUCCGGAAUAACAGCUACUGUGGGGCAUCCUGGAAGAUUGCCUACGAUGGACAGGACUACAUCGAGUUCAACACAGAAAUCCCAGCCUGGAUCCCACUGCAGCCAGAAGCUCUGAACACCAAGGUGAAGUGGGAGACAGAAGGCUCUGUGUUGCGGGCGAGGGCCUCCAUGGAAGAUGAGUGCCCCCAGAAGCUACGGAGGUACCUGCAAUACAGCAAGAUUUACCUGGACCGACAAGAUCAUCCCUCUGUGUCAAUCACCAGCCAGAUGGCGCCAGGAGGCACCAGGACCCUCAAGUGUUUGGCCUACAACUUCUACCCACAACCAAUCAGUCUGUACUGGACUCGGGCCAGCAAUGUGGUGGAGACUGAGUCACAGGGAGAGGAUCUCAGUGAAAGUGACUCUUACCAGUCCUGGGUGGAGGUGAAAAUCCCCUCUCAAGACACAGACCCCUACUCUUGCCACGUUCAGCACAGCAGCCUGGCCCAGCCCCUCAUUGUCCCAUGGCAUGAGGGUCAGGAAGCAGGACCUUGAGGAGGCUUCAGACCUCCUCAAGGUCUCAAGACCAGUAGUCACCCUUUUUUUGAGACAUGAGACAGAUGAGCUCUAGAACCACUGCCAACGCCAACAGCAAGGCCCGGGGAAGCAGUGAAGGAGACAGCUGGUGGAUUUGGAGACACAAGAUUUGAAUGCUGGGCACUGGGCUGACUCACUGCCACAGCCCUUCAGAACCCGUUAUCUAAUCUGUAAAAUGUAAUCAACACUAGUCAACUAGCCUCCACACAAAAUAAAUCAGAUUAUUAAAACUGCUAAAUGAUGUGCAAUUGUCAGUAGAUAUUAUCAUUUGUUUUUCCACCAAGCAUUUGAUUUAUCUGAUUUUCUUGGUAUAAUUGACUGAAGCAAUGUUUACUGGCCAUCUUGACCUGGGGUCCCCCUGUAGCAUGGCAUGACCAUCUGGUCCCUUGAGCACUGUUCAGGUGCCCACUGCAAAUGUGCCCUCUGGUUGUGAGGUUGUAGUACUCUGUGACUUCUUUAAUACAAUCCAAAGCCUCUUCUGUA
Messenger RNA from Hipposideros armiger (great roundleaf bat), 1595 nucleotides. It is a transcript of the gene AZGP1, whose product is annotated as alpha-2-glycoprotein 1, zinc-binding. Lineage: Eukaryota; Metazoa; Chordata; Mammalia; Chiroptera; Hipposideridae. Gene Ontology annotation, biological process: positive regulation of T cell mediated cytotoxicity; antigen processing and presentation of endogenous peptide antigen via MHC class I via ER pathway, TAP-independent; antigen processing and presentation of endogenous peptide antigen via MHC class Ib. The transcript has 4 exons. Gene Ontology annotation, cellular component: external side of plasma membrane. The record is from RefSeq and is a predicted model, not a curated record. The coding region runs from base 177 to 1070 and encodes 297 amino acids.